This is a messenger RNA of Neurospora crassa OR74A, 1723 nucleotides long. RefSeq names its product mitochondrial import inner membrane translocase subunit tim-22 (gene tim22). Gene Ontology annotation, molecular function: transmembrane protein transporter activity. The record is from RefSeq and is a predicted model, not a curated record. Bases 686 to 1270 code for a protein of 194 amino acids. Lineage: Eukaryota; Fungi; Ascomycota; Sordariomycetes; Sordariales; Sordariaceae. The transcript is spliced from 3 exons. Gene Ontology annotation, biological process: protein insertion into mitochondrial inner membrane. Gene Ontology annotation, cellular component: TIM22 mitochondrial import inner membrane insertion complex.
AGGCAGAAAUCUUUCCUAUGCCCGAUAAGCCGUUUCCCCAGAUGGAUUGAUUCGCGAUAAAGUUACCUAUCCAUUCACCCACGCCCGCCACGCCCACCUGCCCGCUCAGCGCUCAAGUGCUCAACUGACCCAUCCAUCGCUAUUCACAGUUUCUUGCAGUGCAAACUGAGCGACGAGCGAGAGCGAGAGUUCACGUCCCACUGAACCGACACCACCCAUUGUACUGUCCUGUGUUCUCGACUCUUAUAUUACGAUUGCCUCCCUUACAACAUAUCCUAAGUCGGCUUUCCAUCACAUCAUUGUCAUCACCGCGGUCCAGUUGUCAGUCACCCGGUACCUUAUCACCGACCACACAACGAAGAAGUGGGCCAAGUGUAUAUAAUCAAUCCUACCUACCCUUCUCCCACCGAACCCGAGUCCGACUCGAUCGCAUUGUCGCGAGCCUUGAUUCCACGAACCCACGAACGAACGAACGAACGUACGAACGUACGAACGAACGAACGAACGAACGAACGAACCCUUGAGCGGAUAAACAACGUUCGCGAGGAAUUAAAGAAAGAAAAAAGACAAGACGAGAACAGAUUAGCCUACUUGCUUGCCGGACAAGCCUGCGCGAACCUAUUACCUAAAACCGAGAAAACGAGGGAAAAACAAAAGAAAAGGAGAAAACAAAUAGCUAGACAAGAUGAACUUCCCUGGUAUGCCUGGCGGUGCUGCGCCCAGUGGUGGUGCUGCGCCUGGAGGAUACGAUCCUAAUGAUCCGAAUAUUAAGAUGAUGCAAAAAGCCAUGGAGUCAUGCUUCGCAAAGACCGUCAUGAGCGGAGGCGCCGGUUUCGCGCUAGGUGGUGUUUUUGGAAUGUUUAUGGCUUCGAUGGCGUACGACACCCCCUACCACUCCCCCACCACCCCCGGCACCGGCCCCGGCGCCAACCCAGCGGCCGCCGGAAUCCCAGGCUACAAGCCCGUCGACCUCUCGUCCAUGCCGCUGAAGGAGCAGCUCAAACACGGCUUCAAGGACAUGGGCCAGCGGUCGUACAGCACAGCCAAGAACUUCGCCAAGGUCGGUGCCCUGUUUUCGGGUAUUGAGUGCGGUAUCGAAGGAUUGAGGGCGAAGAAUGAUCUUGGUAAUGGUGUUGCUGCGGGGUGUCUGACGGGCGCGAUUCUGGCAAAGAAUGGAGGUCCCCAAGCGGCGGCGGUGGGGUGUGCGGGGUUUGCAGCGUUUAGUGCGGCUAUUGAUGCUUGGAUGAGGAUGCCUAGUGAGGAGGACUAAGGAAGGAGGGGUGAGAACGAACAGUAGGAGGAGAGGUGGGAGAGGUGGAAGAGGUAAGAAAAGGAGGAGGGUUAGAUUCUGUUCGUGACGAACGUUUUGGUCUGAUCUGCCUGGUCCGGUCCGGUCCGGUCUGGUCUGGUUUGGCUUGAUGUACUACUACUGGGUUUGGUGUUGAAGAAGCCAGGGGAAUGACCGGAUAGGUCUUCGGCGAUGAGACCUGGAAAAGCAGGUAACAGGCAGACUGGGCGUGCGUGCGUGUGUAUGCAUGGACAUAAGACUUGGGAUAUGGGAAACGGCGUUAAAACGGGGGUGGCAUAGAUGCUUUUUUCCCUUCGUGUACAAAUACGAUAACAUAUAGGCAUUGGACGAGGAUAGAUCUACGCUCCCCUAGCAUUUCGGGGACUCGGUUUCGUGGACGGAUAGAUGAAGAGAUCUCCAUUCUUUGUUCGUUGC